CAACCACGGAAGGAUUCGCAUCCUUACUACGAAGGCAGGAAGUAGGAGAAAAUCCGAUUACUCUUUACACCCUCUUCGUAAACAACAAAAUAUAAGCUUUCGCGUCCCGGAUCAGGAGAGGAAAAACAAACAGACAAAAACAGUAACAAAAAAAAAAGAGAAAAAAUAAAUAAAUAGAAAUAUUUCUGCCAUUGCAUGGCAGCAGGAUACGCCGGCCUGACAGACGAGGAACGCAAGAUGUCAUCGCAGGAAAAAUGCAACAACUUUAUGCGCCAGUUCAGAGAUGAUGAAUCUCGCGAGCUGAAAAAGUUGACCGCCAAUCAGUUUAUGGAAGUGUGGAGUCAUUAUGAUGCCGAUGGUAACGGCUACAUUGAGGGAUCAGAACUUGACGGCUUCUUAAAGGAAUUCGUGUCGAGCGUUAACUCGAAUGACUCAGGACCCGAGUCUGUGUCCGAUUCCAUGCUUCAAGAACUGAAAGAAUGUUUUAUGGAAGCUUAUGAUGACAACCAAGAUGGAAAGAUUGAGAUACGGGAGCUUGCCCAGUUGCUGCCUAUGGAAGAAAACUUCCUUUUGCUCUUUAGGUUCGACAAUCCUCUUGAGUCAUCCGUCGAAUUCAUGAAGAUUUGGAAAACUUACGACAAAGACAACAGUGGUUUUAUUGAGGCAGACGAAUUAAAGAAUUUCCUCCGAGAUCUUCUCAAAGAAGCGAAGAAAGACCAAGAUGUUUCAGAAGAUAAGCUUAUCGAGUACACAGAUACCAUGCUUCAAGUUUUUGACCAGAACAAGGACGGGAAACUUCAGCUUUCAGAAAUGGCCAAACUGUUGCCAGUUAAGGAAAAUUUCCUAUGCAGAUCAGUGUUUAAGGGUGCAUCGAAACUGACCAAGGAAGAUAUAGAAAGAGUCUUUGCCUUGUACGAUAGAGACAAUAAUGGCACGAUUGAAAACGAGGAAUUAAAUGGCUUUCUUAAAGACCUUUUGGAGUUAGUGAAAAAGGACUACGACGCUCUCGACCUUCAGGAAUUCCAAGACGCCAUUAUGCGCGGCUGCGACUUCAACAAAGACGGGAAAAUUAACAAAAAGGAAUUGACGAUGAUUCUUCUGGCUCUCGCGAAGCACGGCGGCGAGGACGAGUUGCAGACAGCCGGCACGGGCGUCCAGCCGAUCAUCCACCCGUUGAGCGAGAUUGCAUCCAUGGGCAUGAAAGCUCUUAAAAUGCAGAAGUUACGGGUAAGGCAUUUUGUCACCCGCACCCUUGGCAACACUGGCGCCGCUGCUCCUACCGCUGGUAACACUGCGACCUCGAGUUAGUUGGUUUGAAAAAAAAAUUGAAAAAUUUUGAAAAAUUUUGAAAAAUUUUGAAGAAAAAAAAUUUGGGGGGAAAAUGUUUGAAAAGUUUUUUGAAAAUUUGGAGAAGAUAUAUAUAUAAAAGAGGUUUUGAAAAAUGAUGAUGAGGAUGAGGAUUUUUAAAAAUUCUAAGAGAAAUAUUUGAAAUUUUGAAAAAUGAU
Messenger RNA from Penaeus indicus, 1505 nucleotides. It is a transcript of the gene Cbp53E, whose product is annotated as calbindin-32-like. Gene Ontology annotation, biological process: regulation of presynaptic cytosolic calcium ion concentration; regulation of long-term synaptic potentiation. The transcript has 15 exons. Gene Ontology annotation, molecular function: calcium ion binding. The record is from RefSeq and is a predicted model, not a curated record. Bases 196 to 1308 code for a protein of 370 amino acids. Gene Ontology annotation, cellular component: terminal bouton; cytosol; dendrite. NCBI's taxonomy places the organism in Eukaryota, Metazoa, Arthropoda, Malacostraca, Decapoda, Penaeidae.